Thamnophis sirtalis is the source of this 1974-nucleotide messenger RNA. It is a transcript of the gene LRRC3C, whose product is annotated as leucine rich repeat containing 3C. NCBI's taxonomy places the organism in Eukaryota, Metazoa, Chordata, Lepidosauria, Squamata, Natricidae. Gene Ontology annotation, molecular function: protein binding. The record is from RefSeq and is a predicted model, not a curated record.
CGUAAACUUAGCUUGCGCAGUGAGGAUUUCCAUGAUGAAAAAUCAAGAACUAUUGCAUAUCUACUAUUAGGAAGUGCCUACUGCCUUUAGUAGGUGUAAGGUACUAACUUCUUUCCCUGUGUCCCCAAGAAGAGAGUGGAGCGAGGCAGGGUAUCAUUGAUGUUAUCAACUAUAAUAGAUGACAGAGGUGUUACUGAGGACAGUCCACAUGAUGGUAUUAAGUAGGACAUCAGUAGCUAUUUGGACAGUUCUGCCCUUCUUUUUGCCUAUUGCUCCUCCAUUUUCAUACAUAGUCCUCUGCCUUCAUAGUUUUGUGUUGCUCAAAUAGGAUGCUUGCUAGAUUUGUAUAUGUUCUGACUCUACUGCUGCUAUCUUCAGGCUCCCGCCGUCUCAGUGAUGACCUUCCUCCUUUGGGACAGCUUACCCCUGCAUAUCUGGACCACCCCCUCCUACCUGUAAAAACAUGGCUCUUCAGGAAGGCAUUUGGAGAUGAAUAGCACUCCCUAAGUCAUAUUCUCCAAGACUUCCUAAGAAACAGAGAAAGUACUGGAAGGAACAGAUGACAGAGUGGAUAUACAGUUACCUGGUGCCCCAAUAUGCCUUUUCUGGACUGGUUCCUCUACCACUCAGUUGCCAUGUGGCUGCUCCUCCAGAGUUUUGUUCUGAUGGCCUUUUGUUUCCACUCAGCCACCACUUUUCCCAAGGGGUGUUACCCCUCCACAGAAGAUGGCUUCAAAACGUUCCGCUGCAGCAAAGCUCAACUUACAGUUAUCCCAAAAGAUAUACCCAAUGAUACCAACAAGUUAUACUUGGAUUAUAACCAGAUUUCUUUCCUGCCCAAUGACGCCUUCCAACAUUUGCCACUUCUAGUAGAACUAGACUUGUCCCACAAUGUCAUAAGUCGCAUGGAAGUCGGAGUCUUUAGGGGCUUGUCAGAGAACCUGCAUUCACUGGACUUGUCUUCUAACAAGCUAGUGUCAAUCAAUAAAGAUGUCUUCAGUGCACUAAAAGCCAAAGCCAACUUAUCCAACAAUCCUUGGCUCUGUGACUGCACACUCCAGCAGCUCGUUGAGAGAGUAGAGCUGGUUGCUGGUACCUCUGAUGGGAUUGUGUGUGAUGCCUCUGCACGGAAAGAGCACAUUGGCAAGCCUUUUCUGCAGUUGAUUGGAGACAUAGAUUUCUGCAACAUCUAUAAAAAAACCACAGACAUCGCCAUGUUGGUCACCAUGUUCGGCUGGUUCGCCAUGGUGAUCUCAUAUUUAAUCUACUAUGUCCGGCAGAAUCAAGAGGAUGCCCGACGACACUUAGAGUAUCUCAAGUCCUUGCCCAGCAAGCAGAAGAAGUCAGAAGAGUCAUCUACAAUUAGCACUGUAGUGUGACCAAAAUUAAUCCUUUCACCCUCACAAAUCCCCAGGAAACUAUUGUCCAUUGGAGUAGAUAGGUUUUACAUCUACUUCAGGUGGAUCGUGUCUGCUAGAUGCUUGAAUGCACAAUGGCUGAAGAGACUGUUAUUAAACAAAGAAUGAAAUUUUUAAAAGACUUAAGGAGGUAAGGCCUUGCUUAUAUAAAAGGCCUCUCUUACUUUCAUUCCUGAGCAAUGAAAAAACACAAGUAAUCAUAAAUCAUAGCCAUGGUUGAAUUCACUGGCACAAUUCAAUGUAUGGAAUAGUGCCAUGUUAUGUAUCAGUUAUUUCUCAGCCCUGCAAUGGAGGCACCGUUGCACCUAGACUUUGCAAAACCUCACAGCUCUCAACUUGUACUAUUCUAUGAAGUUCCCAUCCUAUAAUGUUCUAGAGAUGCCAAGAAUUGGGAGUGAGAUGAUUUUGUUGUUUUCUCUUGUUGUCACAAGGAUUUUGCUGCAGCCCUAACUUACCGGAGUCAAGAGCAAACUUCCCCAACCUGGUUCCCACUAAUUGUGUUGGGCGUUUAGGAGUUGCCCUUACAUAGUGGUGGUAUUCUAGGUUUUGGGAGGGA